AUGAAUGAGUUCACGGACCCUAAUGCUCCUGGUCGACCGUUUUCAAGUGUUUCCUCCGAAGCAGAUGGAGCUCCUGAUUCUUCUCGUUUUUACAGUGGCAUGCAACGUGAAGCGCUACCGUUGUGCAACGGAUCAAAAAAGUUCGACACCUCAGGAAAUGGUGUUGGUUAUGAGUGGUCCGCCACUGAGGAGUCUUCAAUUGCAGACUUCAAACAGGUGCCUAGACGAUCUAGAGAAAUACCAUUCGAUGAUUCCAAGUCCAUUUGGAAUAGUUCUUAUGGACCCUUGAACGUAACGAACGCUCAAUCAUCCCGUAUUUGGGGUUUUGGCAAUCCCACAUUUCCCGAAACUGUUGCCAUAAAGGAUUCUCAACGCGACACUCCUCUUACUCGCGUUUCACAAACACCUUAUAAUUGUUUAUCGAAUGUUGGAUUUGGUUAUGGUGGUGGUCUACCAAUGUCUCCCGUCAACAAGGAUAUGACUGAAAUAGGUCAGCAGAUGAUAGAUCACGUCUUAGGUAAUUCCCCUAACAAUGCCUGUGAUCAACUUCUAUCCGCGCACGCUCAAGUAGCUUCUGUUGAUAACAUGGUCUCUCAGUUUCUUUCGUCACAAAGUCGGCCGGAUCUCCACACCGUGCCAACAGAUCAGGCAGCAUCUUCCCCGUACCACGCAACUGCAGAACAGCCGUUAAACUCACUUCCUGUGCCCCUCUUAGAGAACGGGGGAGGGAUUGGGAUGAAGGAAGCUCACUUACCUCAGGCAUCGGUGCCUCCUAUCGAUUCCAGCAGCGUCGCAUCCAUUCUCAACAAUUCUGCAGCAGUAUCCAACUUAUCUCGGUACCUAGCCACUCAAGCCGAGACCUUUCAAAAUCAGCAGAGUGGUUGUCCUCCCCAAAACAGUGCUAUGCCACGGGAUAUUGCGUUUUUAACUGCUCAAAUCGGUGCAAUGCGGAUGGAUCCACAUCAUCAAACUACCGUCCCAUCAUUUUUACCUCCCAUUACAACGAGUUCUUUCACCAACGGUUUUACUCACAGUGUUGCUGGUGAUUUAACUGGACCAAUGUCUACUGCCAACUUCACAUCUGGUGCUUUCAAUGGUCCUCCAGCAGCCCAACUCAGUAGCGCUUCUUGUCUCUUGCCACCAGACCAAAUGGCAGCUGGAUUCUACCCUCCAACACAAAGUGGCACCUCUUCUGUCGCCUACUUCUCCGGUGCUCCCUUUGACAUUCGUGGGCCAACGCCAACACAACCACCGCUGUCGUUGCUUGGUCCCGAAAGUGUCCGUACACCUGGUGUUCAGUCCAACGAUAUCCCAGUUGGUGUGCCGACUGCACUGGCAACCCAGCAGGCGGCUUACUACGCACAUUUACUCGCUGCAGCAAUGAAUGGUGGUGUCCCAUCAGCCGCACCGCGAAUGACCAUAACGGUACCUCCAUCUAAUCUCUCCCAUAACGGUGGUGCCGUCAGUGGAGGACCUGUAACCACUCCUUGUGCAUAUGAACCACAUCUGCAGAAUCAGAGCAGCUUAACGUCUCAGGGACAGUAUAAUGUUGAAAAAUUCGAGGCUUACAGUGAUUUUCCCGAUGGUGGGGGUAACGGUCUGACAACAACUAUUCUUCCCCCUGGCUCAACUAUGUUGCAACAGUUGCCUCCGAUAGCAUUCAACCAACAGCGUCCUCAUCCUAGUUUCGUCCCUUCUCGACUUUCUGCACUUCCAAUGAAUCAACAGCAGCAACCACACGCACAACGAUCUCCAUUGUCCGACCCUCGUCUACCUCUCACUCCAACUGUGGGCGCAAACUUCUGUUUUGAGACUCCCAUCACUCCAGCAUCACAUUAUGCCACGACUCCAUCUCCUUUUGCUCCCAUGUUACCGCCUCCCUUUCCUAACGCAAACGUCGCUCCGCCCGAUUGUCUGCCGGUUCACCCAUCCACCCCUGAUUUAAGCGUUCCUCCCCAGGGUUUCCCAUCCAGCUUUCCUCCCAUGGGCUUUCCUCGUCGCUUCAUCACACCGCCGCCAUCAUCGUCAUCAUCACAACGUAGACCUCAGUUAAGUCGACCACCUCCGGUGGAGAACCCCAGCUUCAUUGCAGUGCCUUCCCGAGGUAUAAGAGGUCUUCAACCUGGCAAUCAGCAGAGACUUCUGCUCUUCAAAAACCAGGCUGUGAAUCUUUUUGGUCCUAACAAUGUCGCUGGUAGUGCCGGCGCCGGUAGUCGUAUGCCCUUUAUGUCACAGUCUGUCCCCACUCCUGCCAUGUUUUCUACGAUGGCGUCAUCGGUUCCAGGGGUUUUCCCAGCUGUUUCGGCUUCGGCAAUGCCAGAACGGAGUCGCCUACUGGAGGAUUAUAGGUAUACUCGAAUGCCCUUUUUGACACUUCACGAUUUGGUGGGCCACAUCGUGGAGUUUGCACAGGAUCAGUACGGCUCUCGACUCAUUCAGCAAAGAUUGGAACAGGCCAGUGCUGUGGACAAGAUUGCUGUCUUUCGCGAGGUCAUUCCUCACUGUCAUGUCCUCAUGACAGACGUCUUUGGCAAUUACGUCAUUCAGAAGUUCUUCGAGCUCGGCACUCCUGAGCAAAAGAGAACGUUGGUGCAGCAAAUAAAGGGACAAGUACUGUCACUUUCUCUCCAAAUGUAUGGGUGUCGAGUAAUUCAAAAGGCCAUUGAGUCUGUCAAUCUAGAGACGCAAAUUAACCUAAUGAAGGAACUUGAAGGAUCUGUGCUGAGGUGUGUGAAGGACCAGAAUGGCAAUCACGUUGUUCAAAAGUGCAUCGAAUAUGUUCCUUCUGAACAUCUGCAAUUCAUCGUUGAUGCUUUCAAAGGAAAUGUGCAUUCGGUUUCAACACACUCUUACGGUUGUCGUGUGAUUCAGCGCAUUUUGGAGCACUGCAGUGCCGAACAAACGGCUCCUAUUUUGGAAGAGUUGCAUCAGUGUGCAGAGUCACUCUUCGAGGAUCAGUAUGGGAAUUAUGUUAUUCAGCACAUAUUCGAGCACGGCCGAACGGAGGAGAAGAGUCGGAUGAUUACUCGCCUUCGAGGACGAGUAGCUGCCCUUUCCGUGCACAAAUUCGCCAGCAACGUUAUUGAGAAGGCUGUCACCAACGCUAGUCGUAAGGAGCGACAGGCCUUAAUUAACGAGGUGCUGCAGAAUGUUGAUCCAAAUCAGACUCAAAUCACCCCGGUGGAGUGUUUGGAUGAGAGAGAAGGCACCUCAAUCUUGUGGAACAUGAUGAAAGAUCAAUUUGCCAAUUAUGUGAUACAAAAAAUGCUUGACGUGGCGGAGCCACCCAUUCGCAAGGAAUUGAUGGCGCACAUCCGACCCUAUAUCAAUAGCCUCCGUAAGUACACUUAUGGGAAACACAUCAUCGGCAAGAUGGAGAAAUACUACUUGAAGACUGUCAGUAGCAGCCACAUUCCUUAUUUUCCACCGGAGGAGUUGGACAAUGCAAGUCUACACUCCUCGUCUUCCUUAACUGGAUCAUCAAACUUACCGACUGGGGGGUCGAUUGUGACGGCUGAUGAAAACUCACACACUUCACCUCCUCGAAGCGAGUUUUUGCGUCAUGCGACUGCAUCGGGAAAUCAUUGUGCUUCAAGUGAGGAUGGAAAUCAAUUGGUAGAUACCGAGGCGGCACUCGCUAGUCAUUGGGAAUACAGCCCUACAUGGGGCUUUGAGUUCAUCGUGGACCUGGGACAUUUGCAAAGUGGUGGCUGCAGUGCAUGGACCCUUAAUGUGGCUCUCAAGGUUGUCAAGACGCUACAGUCGUUUAAGGAUGACGAUGAUAUCAUCAUGGAGGUUAGUUGGAUUAGGGAGUUGUUAAUUUCAGUGGCACCUCCAUCAUCGAGACGAGUAGGUCUGCGCAAAAUGUCCGGCAAUGUGGGUAUGGAACGGCUCAUACCCCUGGUAAACAAACUCCAAGAUGCGUUUUCCUCUCUUGGGGUGCCUCUUAAUUUGGAUUUACCGCAAAUUGCUGUCGUCGGUAGCCAGAGUGCUGGAAAAAGUAGUGUUUUGGAGAAUUUUGUGGGAAGGUAUGAAUACUUACCAACUCAUUUGCUGCACAGGGACUUUUUGCCCCGAGGAAGUGGCAUUGUUACAAGAAGACCUUUGGUCCUUCAGCUCAUUACAUCUGACACAGAAUAUGCUGAAUUUCUGCAUUUAACUGGUGUGAAGCUAACCGAUUUUGAUGAUGUCAGGAAAGAAAUUGAAGCUGAAACGGAUAGAGAAACCGGGACAAAUAAGGGGAUAUCAAAUAAGCCCAUAAACUUAAAAAUAUUUUCACCUAAUGUUCUUAAUCUUACUCUGAUCGAUCUACCCGGCAUGACAAAAGUCCCUGUGGGUGAUCAGCCUUCGGACAUAUCCACGUUAAUCGAGGAAAUGAUUCUUCAAUACAUAAAUUGCGAUUACUGCCUUAUACUGGCAGUUUCUCCAGCCAAUUCUGACUUGGCAAAUUCGGAUGCCUUAAAGAUUGCCCGAGAGGUUGAUCCACAAGGCCUUCGUACCAUCGGUGUGAUCACAAAGUUAGAUCUAAUGGAUCACGGAACUGACGCGCGAGAUAUUUUGGAAAACAAACUUUUGCCUUUGAGGAGGGGUUAUAUUGGCGUUGUGAACAGGAGCCAGAAGGACAUCGAGGGCAGAAAGGAUAUCACUACAGCUAUAGCUGCGGAGAGAAAAUUUUUCCUCAGUCAUCCAGCCUACCGUCACAUGGCCGAUCGCAUGGGCACGCCCUACUUACAGCGUGUCCUCAAUCAGCAACUGACUAACCACAUUCGCGAAACAUUGCCUGGCCUUCGAAACAAGCUUCAGUCACAAAUGUUGGCAAUGGAAAAGGAUGUUCGGGAAUACAAAGCCUAUCAGCCUGCUGAUCCCUCGUUCAAAACUAAGGCUCUAAUGAUUGCUGUAAAGAGUUUCGAAGUUGAAUUUACGCAAACUAUUGACGGGUCAGGAUCGGAGAUCGACACUAAGACUUUGUCCAGAGGCGCCCGAAUUAACCGCAUAUUCACUGAACGCCUGCCCUACGCCCUAGCGAUGCUUCACAAUGACGGUGAAGAGUUGCGAAGGGAUAUUAGCUUUGCUAUUCGCAAUAUUCAUGGAAUUCGCUCUGGAUUGUUCACUCCCGAUCUGGCCUUCGAGACAAUUGUCCGUAAACAGAUCGAACGCAUGAAGGAUCCCUCGCUGACCUGCGUCGACCUGGUUGUCGAGGAGCUGAUUCAAAUAGUACACGACUGUACAAACAAGAUGGACUGCUUUCCGCAUCUUCGCGAUGCAACCGAGCGUAUCGUGACGGAGCGUAUUAAGGGAAGGCAGGCCGACGCCCGCGAUAAGAUAUGCCUCCUGGUGGACAUCCAACUCGCCUAUAUCAACACCAAUCAUGAAGAUUUCAUCGGCUUCGCAAGCGCGGAACAACAGUCAUCUGAUGUUAACAAAGUGAAACUGGGCAAUCGAGUAAUUCGACGAGGCUGGUUGGGCCUGCAAAAUAUCGCUCUCAUACGUGGCGGCAGUAAGGACUUCUGGUUCGUCCUGAACGCGGAAACUCUCACCUGGUACAAGGACGACGAUGAGAAGGAGAAACGCUACGUCCUGCUCUUAGAUGGUCUGAAAGUCAAGGAUGUUGAAUCGAGUUUCUUUGGUAAGAAGAACGUAUUCGCGCUCUUUUACCCCGAUGGAAGGAAUGUAUACAAAGACUACAAACAGUUGGAGCUGAGUGCAGAGUCUGCUGAAAUGGUCGACUCAUGGAAGGCGUCUUUUAUGCGUGCUGGUGUUCAGCCAAUGAAACCCAUUCAGCAGCAGCAACACCAAGAGCAAUCCGAUGAACAGCUUUCGGAUAAUGGCGACCCUCAGCUACAAAGGCAGGUAGAAGUUAUACACAAUCUUGUGGAUUCAUACCUCAAGAUUGUUCACAAGACUCAGCGUGAUCUGGUUCCAAAGAUGAUCAUGCAUAUAAUUGUUAACGAGAGCUGCAUCGAUAUGCGCAUGGCCUCUGAUUUCCCUGUAGAGCGUCUAAAACGUUCAUUUGAUUUGCAGAUGAAGGAGUUUCUGAAAAGUGAACUGUUACCAAAUCUUUAUCAGGCAGGAGAUAUUCAAGUCCUGAUGUCGGAGUCCUUGGAAAUGCAGACGCGACGUGAGGAGACUCUUCGGAUGUACGAAGCAUUGAAGGAGGCCCUACGAAUAGUUGGCGAGGUGGCUACAAACACCGUAUCCACGCCCGUUCCGCCCCCUGUUAUGGAUGACUGGACGCACAGUACUACGUCCCAUCUGGCAGACUCAGGCUCCUCGUCCUCGAGUCUCUUCCCUACAAGCAUGGGCAGCGGCGGUGGCGGAGCUGGUGGCGGUGUAGGGGUGAUGCAGCCACCGCGAAGUCCCGGAGGCACAAGGCGUCCCCCGCCCCAACCCCCAGGCGCUCCUCACCGUCCCACACCCUCGCCCCAACGUCCUAGUUUUACCGCUCCCUCUACCGGCACUCUACCCUCUCCUCUCAUCCCUCAGUUAAAUGCUCUGCGUCCCUCUGUGGUGGUGCCUUACGGUCUACCGAAUGAUGGGAUCAGCAGUGGUGCUGUUGUGAAUAGCAGUUGCCUUCAAAACGGUUUCUACAACCCCCCUCUCCCGUCUCCAAACCCGCUCCUCCAACAUCCGCUCCCUUCAAUCCAACGGUGUUUCCCGAUUCCUUGUGAUUCCUGCUUUCCUGCUGGUGUCGGCUCUCUGAUCGAGAGUGUAGACAACCAACCCUUCUACACCUUAAUUGAAAAAACGUUUACGAUGGGACAGGUGCGUACAGCAAUCAAAUUGCUUAUCACGACUUGCGUACUCUACACCGCCAUAAUUGGGCUCCCCCAGGAUUGGUGGGUUGCGAUUUAG
Molecule: messenger RNA, 6852 nt
Organism: Echinococcus granulosus
Lineage: Eukaryota; Metazoa; Platyhelminthes; Cestoda; Cyclophyllidea; Taeniidae
Product: Dynamin-1
Exons: 28
Coding region: 1-6852 (2283 amino acids)
Biological process (GO): receptor-mediated endocytosis
Cellular component (GO): synapse; cytoplasm; microtubule
Molecular function (GO): GTPase activity; RNA binding; GTP binding
Source: RefSeq, a predicted model, not a curated record